CUCUUUUCCCACACAAUCUCCACCUCCGGCGCCCUUCCCUUGUACUUGUACUCGCCUCCUCCCUCCUUUUUGGGGCCGUCGUCGAGUUAUUGAUAGAUGCAUUACUUCUCGCAGUCAUUCACCUAUGAUCAUUCAUGGGCACAUGUCAUCAUUGGGAUGUGGCACAAGUAUCCCAACCCACACUGCUCUCAUGUUGUGACUGUCGAUGUCGUAGACCGUUCUGUUGAUCCACGAACUGGUAUCAUCCGCACCGAACGGAUCCUUGGUUGCAAACAGCGAGCACCAGGAUGGAUUGUCAAGCUCUUUGGUGGCUCUGAAGAUGCGUUUGUGCGGGAAAUUUCGUUCGUUGACCCAUCAACACAAUCAACCACAAUAUCAUCUGUAAAUCUCUCAUUAUCGCAAUUCGCGACAUGUUUCGAGAGUAUUCGAUACUCGCCUGCCCCCAAUGGUCGAACACAUUUCCAUCAAACAGCCGAGAUCCAGGCUCGAAUGGCAAUGUGGCGGAGUAUGGCUGACAAGUUAGAAAACUGGUUAGCGCAUCGAUUCGAGCAGAACGCACAGUUGGGCAAGGUCGGGUUCACCGAUGUACUGCGGAACUUAUGGGAGGAAGCGAAGGACUCGCAGCCGGCACGAGUGUCUGCGUAAGAGACGAGUGCUUGUUUCUUGGUUCCAUUCGUGAGGACAGUCUCGUCUCUUUUUAUGGGGUUUCUAUGUGAUGCUUUAGACCUACUUUAUACCGUCGCACCUAGAUUUUUAAAAGCGUCACCACUUGGCGCCCCGCACCUCCGCCCUCCAUACCACGACAUUACGCUACAUUUCAUGUCUUUUUCCCCCGUAGUACAUGAGUUGGAUUUACUUGGGGUGCUUGUCGCCGAUGAUGGAGUCUGUCAUUACAUAUAUAACGCAAUCAUCCAUCGAUCAUAUCUCUC
Molecule: messenger RNA, 929 nt
Organism: Heterobasidion irregulare TC 32-1
Lineage: Eukaryota; Fungi; Basidiomycota; Agaricomycetes; Russulales; Bondarzewiaceae
Exons: 3
Coding region: 97-645 (182 amino acids)
Biological process (GO): phospholipid transport
Cellular component (GO): mitochondrial intermembrane space
Molecular function (GO): phosphatidic acid transfer activity
Source: RefSeq, a predicted model, not a curated record